This is a messenger RNA of Spinacia oleracea (spinach), 1335 nucleotides long. RefSeq lists its product as uncharacterized. Bases 1 to 1335 code for a protein of 444 amino acids. Gene Ontology annotation, molecular function: zinc ion binding. The transcript is spliced from 4 exons. Lineage: Eukaryota; Viridiplantae; Streptophyta; Magnoliopsida; Caryophyllales; Amaranthaceae. The record is from RefSeq and is a predicted model, not a curated record.
AUGAAGCUGCUAUUUUGGAAAAUAGCAAAGGCAUACAACCUAGCUGAUUUCAAUGAUGCAGUAGAGGAGAUGAAUGCCAUUAAUGAGGAAGUCGUCACUGCAUUCAAGUCUUACAACCCUAAGCUAUUCUGUAGAGCUUACUUGGACAUCUCUAUGAAGACUGAUGCAAUCACAAGCAAUAUGGCAGAAACAUUCAAUGGCUAUAUCAUUAAUGCUAGGACUAAGCAUUUGAUAUACAUGUUGGAGGACAUCAGGAUUUCCUUGAUGCAGAGGCUGGUUGUCAAGCGGCAAGCGAUGCAGAAAUCAACUUCUACAGUGUGCCAAAGAAUUCAGGUGAAGCUUGAUCAGGAGAAGACCAAAGCUGCCAAUUGUGAUGUGAUUCCAUCAACUGACACUUUGUUCAAUGUCAACUACUAUUUGGAUCAGUUGGUAGUUGACUUGGAAGCAAAGACAUGCAGUUGUAGAAAGUGGAACAUGCUCGGUUAUCCUUGCUGCCAUGCCGUUGCGUGCAUAUACUUCCUCAACAAAGAAGCUGAAGAUUUUGUAGAAGAUUGCUAUAAAAGGGAAACAUACUUGAAGGCCUAUGCAGGUUCAAUACCACCCAUAGAUGGUGAAAGGUAUUGGCCGAGGGUAGAGUAUGGUUUAGAUCCCCCUCCCAUCAAAAUUGGGCCAGGGAGGCCUAGAGUAAACAGGAGAAAGGAUCCAAUGGAGGAUCCCAAGAAGCCGGGAACCUUGCAAAGAACCGGCAUGGAAAUGACAUGUAGUAUAUGUCAUGUUAAAGGCCACAACAAAAGACGGUGCCCCAACAAAGACACUGCCUCUGCCCCAACUGAACCACCACCAAAGAGGUCUAGAGGUAGACCAAGGAAGGAUGGGCAACCUCCUAUCUCUCACUCACAAGUGGCACAAUCAUCAACUGCUCACCACAAUGCAACUGCACAACCCACCCAACUUGGACGGGGCGGUAGGAUGUGCAGAGGUGGAGCAGGUUCAAGGGGAGGGAGGACAACAUCAAGGGGGGGAGGACAACAUCAGGUAGAGGAUCAAGGGGAGGCAGGGCACCUUCAGGAAGAGGAAGGGGAAGAGACCAAAUAUUUAUCUGAAUUUUGCUUUCUGAAAUGGUUGGUUCUGUCCAGGUUCCAAUUGGUGUUGGGGUGUAUUUUGCACCAGAUGGUUCAGCACACACCAAUCAAGGUGGCAGUUCUAGGCAUGUCAAUCACCAAGCAAGCCAAUCAAGCCAACACUCUACACUGCACCAAGCAACUCAGUAGCAACUUCAACAAAAAAAAAAUUUGGUUUCCAGUAGAACUGUUUAUGUAUGUCAUUAGGCAGUAG